CUGGAGCUGGGACUUCCAGUGGUUCAGUGCCAUGAAAUUGUCCUGAUGGCCGAGCGUCAAGGUAAUUGAUCGUGUUCAGUUCAUCGAAUAGCGAUUUGCCAUUUCUGUUCUUCUUAUCCAGUUCCUCGAAAGUUACAAGGUACGAGUCGUCAAGUGGCUUUGCAGUGAAAUUGCCAGGUCUUCUUUGAACCACUUGAUUAGUGACAGGAUAACCAGCUUUCUUCCAUGCAUCGAGACCACCGUCAAGUACGGAAACCUUGCCAUGACCGUACACCUUCAAUGCCCACCAUGCUUUGGCUGGCCACAUCAUGCCGGCAAAAGGGCCUCUACCAUAAACAAUAACAUGGUCAUCAUUGUUCACACCAAGCAGGCGCAUGUACCUUUCAAAUACUUCGGGUGGAUAGAGAUCGAAGCGAAUGUAUUUCGAAGGAUAGAAAGCAGCAUCAAUGUUGAAUAG
This is a messenger RNA of Haemonchus placei, 457 nucleotides long. Lineage: Eukaryota; Metazoa; Nematoda; Chromadorea; Rhabditida; Trichostrongylidae. The record is from the annotation of a GenBank genome assembly.